AUGCCUGGAGAUAAUCCCUCAUCGGCUGUUCAAGGCGUGAAAUCGAAGAAGAACAAGAAGAAGGCUGGGAAAGCCAAAGAGAACCCUCCGUCGACCGACAAUCUGCAAUCAGAUCCUCCAGCGAAUCAAGAUAAGACCGACAACCAUGACGACGACGCUGUCGAGCAGCCCUCCGAUUCCAUAGCCAACCCGAACACCGACGGUCUUUCACCCGAUAUGGCUGACGACAUUGUUCCCAAAUCACUGGCCAAAGAUGGCAAUGCCACUCAUCAAGAUGAGACACAAGAAUCUGAGGACCCGACCCCAACCAACUCCGAGCCUAGAGACCGCUUUGAUGCUCUGGUGCGAGAUCGAGACUCCCUCCGCGCCGAGGUGACCGACAUGCGCAAGUCCCUGGAGGAAAUCCAAUCGAAACACAGGGCAGACAUGGAGGCGUUGCAACAGAGACUGGGCGACGCCGAGUCCAAGAAGGAGCAUGCAGAAACACAAUUCCAGAAGCUCAUGGAACGGGUCAAUGCUAUUAAGUCCCAACUGGGAGAGCGACUCAAAGAAGAUGAGGAAGAAUUGGCUCAAGCGCGAACCCAAAUCGAAGAAUUGGAGGAUGAGAAUGCAACCCUGAAGUCGCAGCUUGAAUUGAAAUCGAUUGAACUAGCAGAGCUAUCGGAAGAAUCGGCGCAGAAGUCUCAAGAAAUCUCUACUCUUCGAGAUCGGACUAACCUAUCUCAACAGAAUUGGCUCAAGGAGAAGAAUGAGCUAAUUGAGCAGGAGUCGUAUCUUCAAUCGGAGUUUGAACAAGCCAAGGAGGCGAUGCACAAUUGGGAGGUACUUGCCAUGGAGGAACGAUCGAUUCGUGAAAAUCUCGGCGAGAAAGUUGUAGACCUCGAGGAACAGCUGAGCAAUCUCCGUGACUCCCACGAAAAGGUCACGAGUGAACGUGACAGUCAGCAGUCCACAGUUGAUGGACUGCAAAGGGCAUUGCAGGAGAUCCAAAUAGCCCGAAAACAAGAACUCCGAGAGCUUGUGGAGAGCUCUGAUGCCCAGCUAGAGGAGCUUCGAAAGUCUGUGGGAGACGCGCAGAAACAAGCCACUGACGCCGACAAGAGUCUUCACGCCGCACAAGAGGAGCUGGCCCGGGUGCGACCGUUUGAGAAGGAGGUCAAGGAGAAGAAUCUCCUGAUUGGCAAGUUGCGGCAUGAAGCUGUUACGCUGAAUGAUCAUUUGACCAAGGCUUUACGGUUUCUUAAAAAGGGCAAGCCAGAGGAUAAUGUGGACCGUCAUAUUGUAACCAACCAUUUGCUACAUUUUCUUGCUCUGGAUCGAUCAGAUCCCAAGAAGUUUCAGAUUCUUCAACUGAUUGCAGCUUUGCUAGGCUGGAACGAUGAACAACGUGAACAAGCCGGUCUUGCUCGACCGGGAACAUCGCAUAUGCCAGGAAAGCUCCGAGUACCCGGUACUCCGCUGCGUACUCCCAGCACACCCAACCUGGCCACCGAGUUUAUGGACAACGGGACAUCAAGCAAAGAGACAUUAGCCGAGCUAUGGUCCAAUUUCCUCGAGCAAGAAGCAGAGGCCGGGAAUAUCACUGCGAUCAGGCGAGGAAGUCAUCCAGGGCCAGUUGCAAAUCCCUAG
This is a messenger RNA of Penicillium macrosclerotiorum, 1629 nucleotides long. Its product is annotated as putative Golgi matrix protein. Gene Ontology annotation, biological process: Golgi organization; endoplasmic reticulum to Golgi vesicle-mediated transport. The transcript has 6 exons. Gene Ontology annotation, molecular function: small GTPase binding. The record is from RefSeq and is a predicted model, not a curated record. Lineage: Eukaryota; Fungi; Ascomycota; Eurotiomycetes; Eurotiales; Aspergillaceae. Gene Ontology annotation, cellular component: Golgi apparatus. The coding region runs from base 1 to 1629 and encodes 542 amino acids.